Molecule: messenger RNA, 3213 nt
Organism: Achroia grisella
Lineage: Eukaryota; Metazoa; Arthropoda; Insecta; Lepidoptera; Pyralidae
Exons: 7
Coding region: 463-2418 (651 amino acids)
Biological process (GO): protein modification process
Cellular component (GO): cytoplasm
Molecular function (GO): protein-L-isoaspartate (D-aspartate) O-methyltransferase activity
Source: RefSeq, a predicted model, not a curated record
CGCACAGGGUAGUCAGUAGUUGUACUGUGCUGUCUGCGUAGAUCAUAAACAGUCUGUUCUCAAUUACAAGCAAUUUAGAUCAUACAUUAUAUUGUGUCAUGGUUGGUUUAUUUAAUCUGUUUUUCUUGAUAUUAUACAUUAUGUAUGGUAUUUGAAGAUAUUCGAUCGAAAUAGAGUGACAAUUUGACAAAGAAAAUAAAAUAAAAUUUAUCUCUCUUCUUAUGAAAGUGUUUUGCUAUAAAUUGACUAAUUUCUUUUGUUAAUUAAUUGCAUUUCAUGACAUUAUAUGUUUAAAUGUGUAUUUAUCAUAAGAACUUAACUUAUAAUAAAAGCAUUAAAUUGGUUUCUUUUGUAUAAUCUCUAAAAAUAUGUUGAAAAACAUCUGUGACGUCACGAUUCCAAUCAGCUGAGGCGUUUGGCCGAGGGAGGGUUUUGUGAUAGUGAACAAAACAAACAAUCAGAAUGGGGGGUGCCGUGAGCUCGGGCCGCGACAACAACGAGCUGAUUGAUAACUUGAUGGGAGGGAAGUACAUCCGAACACGGACCGUGGAAAAAGUGUUCCGCGCACUGGACCGCGCCGAAUACAUGACCCCGGACACCCGGGACCAGGCUUACAAGGAUCUAGCAUGGCGGAAUGGGCCACUGCAUUUGUCUGCUCCCUGUAUAUACAGUGAGGUCAUGGAAAGCCUGAAGCUGAAACCGGGUUUAUCAUUCCUGAAUAUUGGCUCCGGUACUGGCUAUCUCAGCACCAUGGUGGGAUUGAUACUGGGUUCUAGCGGGAUCAGCCAUGGUGUUGAAGUCCGUCCAUUUGUGGUGGAGUAUGCGAACAAGAAACUCGGCCAGUUUAUAGAAAAUUCAGCUAUUCUGGAUGAGUUUGACUUUUGCGAACCUAGGUUCUAUCUUGGUAACGGAUUGUGCCUGGCGCCACUCCAGGCUCCAUACGACCGCGUGUACUGCGGCGCGGGCUGCCCUGAACAAUACGAGAACUAUUUCAAACAGCUCAUAAAGAUCGGCGGGAUCCUGGUGAUGCCUUUGAACGACAACUUGGUGCAAAUGGAACGUGUCUCUGAGACGGAGUGGACCACUCGCACGCUACUCAACGUGUCCUUCGCACCACUCCGAGAACCAUGCAAGAGCGAGACCAGCGAGCUCAUUAGACUAGAGGAGCAGUGCCCGGUGCGGCUGCAGCAGCUGGCGCGGGCCCGCGUCCGCAGCUCCAUGCGGGCCGGGCUGCGGCGCAGGCACCCGCAGCUGCGCUCCCCGCCGCCCUCGCCGCCCCCGCGCGCCGCCUGCCCGCGCCGCAUCUGCAUCCCCAUCGACGACGACAGCGACCUCGAGGGCCUAAACGUCCUGCACGAUUUGGACCGCAACAAUGGGGCCAACGAGAUGAACGCCCUCCUCAGCCUCGUGCUGAGUAUGGGGCAGAACCGCGUAGCUGGAUCGCUGCGCUUCGACACCGGCGACACGUCGUCGGACUCGUCGGCCGACGAGGACGAUCCCCGACCCGGCGGCGGCGACGACGACAACGACGACGGCAACGACGGCGACGCCGGCACCGGCUCCAGCAGCGACCGCGCACUCGAUCUGUCGGCAAACCUCUCGGACAAUCGGGACAACUCGCCGAGAGCGAGCCGCGGUCGCGGAUUGCUUACAUUUGAAUUCCGAAAUGUAGCUCGCACAGAGGGGGACGACAAUCUAACGGGUCCAUUACUACCGCCCCCGCCUCCACCCGAUGAUGCCGGGAGCUCUCGGAAGUCUACAGACACCGAUAAAUCGGAUGAUUCAUCACCUAAAUCAGGAAAAGGCGAUGACAAGACUCGAGAAGUGCCAUCGGAAGUAGAGAUCUAUUUAGGCAAAUCGAGCGAGGCGAUGCCGAGUACUUCCAAGGAAGGGGAGAUGGAGUGGGAGGAAAGCACCGAAGCCACCCAGGAGCUGGUCAGCGAUGAGGAAACCACAGAGGAGGGACCGAAACCGAAGCCGGAGAAACGACAGAAGCUGGACAGUGGCAUUGGAGAGAACUCGCCGUCGAGUUCCUCACCAACUAAGACUGAUUCAAAGACGGACGAGUCGUCGGACGCAGACGGCUCGCGUCGCUCCGACAGCCUCACGGAGGACGUCGAUAAAGAAGCAUUGGCAGGUCGCAGACGGCGGCAGAAGAGGUCCCGUGGCGGCCCGGAGGCGCGCUCGUCGUCCGGGUCGCGCGAGUCCGGCGCGGAGCCGGACGGCGCGGACACGGACGGCACGGAACCGGACGGCGCGCACCGCCGCAAGCGACGCCCGCCGCAGCGGUCCCGCCACCACGAGGACGACGCUCGCCGCGUGCGCCUGUCGCUGUGCAUGAAGCGCGCCGUCAAGGAGCUGCCGCUGCCGCACGCCCUCAAGAAGUACGUCAACCUGCAGCGCUGCUUCGAGUUCUAAACUCCAGGCUCCCUUAUACCAUCAGGUGUUGUUGCGGUGCGGUGCGAUCAGUGGCGUAGCUACCUAGGGGCUAGGCGGGCCGGUGCCCCGGGUCCUCGAGCUCAUGGUGCCCUCGAAUCUUUACCAGAAAAUCUCGAAUCGAACUGAACUUUUCAAAAUUUCCCUAAAUUCUUUCUGUGGGUUGGCAGUGCUGUCAAUUUGACGGAUAGCGAUGUGUGCGUUUUAAUAUAACUAUAAUGUAGGGCCCCCCUCUAAGCAGUGGGGUCGCAUUUUUUUCCCCCGGGGCCCUUGGUUACCUAACUACGCCACUGGGUGCUAUGCGAUGCGGUGCGGUGCGGUGCGGUGCGAUGUUUCAUCGCGAUGCGUCCUCUCUAUGUCUAUUAGAGCCCUUUAAAAUAUUGUACACUAUCCUAACAUCUGCUGUUGAUUAUGUAACACAUUUGUUAAGAGACGUGAUGUGAUUGAUAUUUAUGCGAUUAUAUAAGAUCGAUUUGACAGUUUCAGUUACCAAACUUGCAUGGAGCGUUAUUGCAACUAUCAAACGAUUUGUACAUAGUCCCGAAGUUGGCGAUAACAACGUGUUUGAAUUAAGAAACAGUUUGGGUAGCUUUAUUUAUACAUAUAAUUAGUAAUAAUCAUGGGACCUUGCCACGUUUUAUUUUUAUUGAGUUCCCGAUAUUUCGGCAGUGUUUCAACCGCCAUGAUCACGGGUAAACUGAAGAGCAGCGGGUACAUAGUAAAUGAAAUAUUUUUUAUGGGCAGACAUAUGCGUCUACCUUCACACGUCUUCGUUUG